Messenger RNA from Ruditapes philippinarum (Manila clam), 1768 nucleotides. Its product is annotated as sodium-dependent phosphate transporter 2-like. Lineage: Eukaryota; Metazoa; Mollusca; Bivalvia; Venerida; Veneridae. The transcript has 12 exons. Gene Ontology annotation, biological process: phosphate ion transmembrane transport. The record is from RefSeq and is a predicted model, not a curated record. The coding region runs from base 28 to 1620 and encodes 530 amino acids. Gene Ontology annotation, molecular function: phosphate transmembrane transporter activity. Gene Ontology annotation, cellular component: membrane.
UAACUCACGGACGCUACCUGUACGAGGAUGGUAUUGUACGACGAUACGUGGCUCUGGUUGGUCAUACUAGGCUUCAUCAUUGCAUUUGUGCUUGCCUUCGGUCUCGGUGCAAACGACGUAGCAAACGCUUUCGGGACAUCGGUAGGGGCUAAAGUUCUUACCAUAAGACAAGCUUGUAUUCUUGGUACCAUUUUUGAAAUUAUGGGCGCUAUUCUAGUGGGGGCAAAGGUGUCAAAUACGAUCCGAAAAGGGAUUAUUUCCCCUGACAUUUAUACAAAUGGCACCGAGGACGUAUUCAUGGCGGGAAAUGUGGCGGCUCUCACAGGCUCGUGCAUCUGGUUGAUGGUGGCGACAUUAUUUGGACUUCCGGUGUCCGGAACUCAUAGCAUUGUUGGAGCGACCCUCGGGUUCUCUAUGGUGGUAAAUGGUGUCAAGGGAAUAGGUUGGAUAAAACUUGCUAUGAUAGCCGCAUCAUGGUUCAUUUCUCCACUAUUGUCCGGUAUCGUAUCAGCAUUGCUCUUUAAGUUGCUCGACGUUCUAGUCUUGUCUAAGGAGAAACCAUUGGAAUAUGGUCUAAGACUGCUACCGGUGUUUUACGCUUUAACAUUGGCUGUUAACUUGUUCUCUGUCUUCUAUAAAGGAUCUGAACUUUUGCACUUUAACAAAAUUCCGUUGUAUGGGACGUUAAUUCUAACGUUUGUACCCCCGAUUAUCAUCGCAAUACUGGUCAAGAUAUUCCUAGUUCCAAGACAGCGAAAGAAAAUCCAAGAUCGCUGUAAAAAGCUGCUCCAGGAAGAAGGGACAUCCGACACAACAUCGCCACAUAUAACAAAACUUGAAGAAGCCAUUGACCAGGAAUUUACGACGCAUUUUUUUGAUAAAGACAAAAAUGACCAAGAGAGCCACAAAGGCGAUACACAAUUUAAAAACAAUCUUUUGAGAAUUAGUGAAAAGGACGAGGAUCAGUCAGCAUUAGAUGAAGAAAAGGAACCAUUAAAUACCGACAGUGACGGGAAUAAUGUUGACAUUGAGAUAGCUCACGAGGCAGACGAACCCGAGAAGUCCGAGAGAAGCGCUGCACGUGACAAAGUUCAAGACAAACCGGAGACAGCUGGUUUAUUUUCUUUCCUACAAAUACUUACUGCGGUGUUUGGAUCUUUUGCUCACGGAGGAAAUGAUGUAAGUAACGCUAUCGGACCUCUGGUAGCACUGUGGGUUACGGCAACAACCGGAAGUUCCGCACAAAAGGUACCAGUGCCGAUAUGGGUCCUUGUGUACGGUGGUAUCGGGAUAUCUGUCGGGUUGUGGGUUUUGGGACGGCGUGUUAUGAAAACGAUGGGGGAAGAUCUCAGCAGAAUUACACCAUCAAGCGGUUUUUGUAUUGAAGUUGGAAGUGCAUUGACCGUCAUCGUAGCGUCAAAUAUCGGGAUCCCGAUCAGCACGACGCAUUGUAAAGUCGGUUCAGUCGUCAUGGUGGGAAGAGUAAGGUCACGUGAGUCUGUUGAUUGGAAACUCUUUAGGAACAUCAUUUUAGCGUGGUGCGUUACACUUCCGGUUUCCGGCGGAUUAAGUGCGCUCGCGAUGCUUGGUUACAGAGCAAUUUUAAACGCUGUUAGAUGAAAGGAAAUGAGGAAAGUUCAAUCAUCCUAGUGGAAUUCUACUCACAAUCAAGUUGAUAUUUUAUGACAGCUGUUUUAUUACAAAAGAAUAGCUUGGUAAAAAAUUAAUAUGGUUAUGAAAGUUUGUAGCGAAUGUUAUCUUUGGUUGU